Closterium sp. Yama58-4 is the source of this 2535-nucleotide messenger RNA. NCBI's taxonomy places the organism in Eukaryota, Viridiplantae, Streptophyta, Zygnematophyceae, Desmidiales, Closteriaceae. The record is from the annotation of a GenBank genome assembly.
AUGGCGUGCGCAAGCGACCUCUCUUCCGCCCUUCCGACCUAUCAUCCCCGUCUCCCACCCAACCACUCACUCCUUUCCCUCUCCGCUCCUCCCCCGCCACCCUCCCUGCCGCCUUUCCGCCUCCACUCCGUCUCAUUUUCCCCCUCGCGCGCCUCGUCCUUCCCCCAGGCGUGGGAGGACGCCUACGGGUUGUCGUCCCCCGCGCUGCUGCCGCCGUCGCCGCUCGUGCUGCCAGCGCACGUGCCGGAGGCGCCGCACCUGGUGGACUGCGCGGCGAGCGUGGCGCUCCGGGAGCGAACAGAGGCGGACGAGGAGGGGAGGGCCGCGCCGUGGAGUGGCGCGGAUGGGUGCGACGCGCGACCCGCAUGGGUGCGCGGCCCCUCCAGUGCGAGUGCGCCCAUGACGCGCCGCGUGCAAGCAGACAUUUGGCGCCACCAGUUCCCGCGCGGCCCCUGUGACUCGCACCGCCUGCUGCUCGUCGACUGGUGCCUCCUGCGCUCCGCGCCCUCCUCCUCCCCUGCUGGCGCUGGCGGGGCGGAGUGGGAUGCGCGGGGCAGUGCGGGGGCGUGGAAGGAGGGCAUGGCGUGGCGGGUGCAGGGCAUGGCGGCGCUGCUGGGCGUGGCCAUGGCGCACAACCGCACCCUCGUGCCCCUGCCCCGCUCCUUCCCUGCUGCCUCCGCCAAGCCCUGCUCAGGUGCGCUCGUGGCAGGCGGGGGAGGAGAUUUGAUGAGGUCUAAACUGUCUCAUGGACAACGGCUGCCGCAUUUUGCCUUUCUUCUUAUCUAUACGUUCAUGCAUGCUGUGUGCGGCAAGCUCACUCACCACUCGCCAGCCCGCCUUCCUCUUGGUCCUGUCACGGCUCCCUUCUCUUCACGCCAUCAAGGUCCCUUUUCCCCUCUCUCCCCUUUCUCCCCUCUCUCCCCUUUCUCCCCUCUCUCCCCUUUCUCCCCUUCUCCCCUUCUCCCCUUUCUCCCCCGUCUCUCGCAUCUCCCCCUUUUCCCUUUUCUCCCCCUUCUCCCCCUUCUCUUCCUUUUUCCCUUUCUCCCCUUUCUCCCCCUACUCCCCCUUCUCCCCAUUCUUUCCCGUGUCCCCUUUUCCCCCUUCUCCCCCUUCUCCCCGUUCUCCCCCUUCUCCCCUUCUCCCCCUUCUCCCCCUUCACCAGAGCAACAGCAGGAGGCGGACUGGGCGUGUUUCUUUGCGCCCAUCACAUCAUCCGCGUGUGCGGCGUCAGCAGCAGCGCGCAUGGCGGGCAAGUGCACGGGCAGUGCGGACGUGGAGGGCGCAGCCAAGGGCGCGGACGACGUGGUGUGUGUGGGGGAGGGCGCGGAUGGGGAUGCGCUGCUCACCCACGUGGACGUCAGCCGGUGGGGCAACCCUCACAAGGAGGGUGCAUACUCUCUUCUGGAGAAUGAUGAAGCCACAAGUGUAAACGACACACAGCUUAAGGCGAACUGGUGGCGAGCGCAGGCAGUGCGCUUCCUGCUGCGCUGGCCGUCGCUGCACCUGUGCCACGUGGGCAACAUGCAGCGCCAUGCAGCGCUGGGCAUGCAUGCAGCAGCGCGCCUUGCAAUCUUCACAGGGGACCAGGCCAACCUGCUGCACUCCGUCUCUGCCAAGGCUGCUGCUGCCGCUGCUGCCAAGGCAGGGGCAGGGGACCCCGCACAGGCUUACUUUAACAUGAGCCGUGAAGCGGAGGAGAUGCACCGUGUGAUUGAAUCCAAGGGUCCAGAUCUGCGCACUGAGGUGUGGGUGGCAGCUGAUCAGCAUAUCCCUCUGAGCAACUUUACAUGUGCGGUUGCCGCUGCUGCUGCUGCUGCAAAUGAUACCACUGCUGCUGCUGCUGCCGAAGCUGCCGCUGCUGCUGUUGGUGCCGCUGCUGCUGCAGCUGCAGCUGCCGCUGCUUCUGCAGCUGUUGCUGCCUCUGCUUCUGCGGCUACUGCUGCCGCUGCUGCUGCUGCUGCUGCUCCUGCUCCUGCUCCUGCUCCUGCUCCUGCUUCUGCGCCUGCACCUGCACCUGCUGCAGAGGUGCCUAGAGUGAACGAGUUAUACGAGAAGGAUUUGCUGCAGCUUGCAGCAGAGCCAUACAUGGUUCGACCAAUCACAGGCGUCCACAUGUCCAGUGCCUUGUUAGGCCUUUCAAAUCCCAGUGGUGUGGGGGUGACAGCAGCAGGCGUGGAUGAGGCAUCAGCAGUGAGUGGAGUGUUCAUGUUUCAUGUGAAUCGAAUGAGGCGCUACUCCCUUGACAUGCGCCAUGUGUGGAUGGACACCGACUCACAGCCCUUCUUUGAUGCAGUGCUCGCUUUCUCUGACUUCACAAUCCUGCACUCGCGGCAGCACCAGCAGUCUGAAGCAGCUGGUGGUGGCAACAAAGGCGGGGAAGUGACAGCAGCACACCACCUGGCGCACCUCAUCAUGUCGUCACAGUGUGACCGCUUUGUUGGCUCACUCUCGUCUCGCUGGACACAGCUUAUCCACGACCUCAGAUGCACCAAUGGACGAGCAUACGCAGGAGAUGUUGCUGUUUCCUUGGAUUGA